Mycena indigotica is the source of this 984-nucleotide messenger RNA. Its product is annotated as BTB domain-containing protein. Gene Ontology annotation, molecular function: protein binding. The coding region runs from base 16 to 984 and encodes 322 amino acids. The transcript has 3 exons. The record is from RefSeq and is a predicted model, not a curated record. NCBI's taxonomy places the organism in Eukaryota, Fungi, Basidiomycota, Agaricomycetes, Agaricales, Mycenaceae.
GACACAAACGACAAAAUGUCCUCGUCCGAUCCUCCUGCGCCUAAACGCCCGAGAACAGAAGAGGAUACGAUAGUUAGCUCUGAAAUCUGGUAUAAGGAUAGGAGUAUUGUUCUCCAAGCUGCAACCACACAGUUCCGCGUCCAUCUCGGUCUUCUUGCGGCGCACUCCACGGUGUUCAGAGACAUGCAUGAAAUGCCACAACCGGAGACGCAGUCGCGUACAGUGGAUGGCUGUCCGCUGGUAGAAAUUCAGGACGAUCCUGAAGACGUCAAAAACCUGCUCUUAGUUCUGUAUUCCCCCACGCUACUAACGCAAAUGCCGCUCUCCUUCCCCAUCGUCGCGGCUCUCGUCCGGCUGGGAUCCAAAUACGACUUUGGUGAACUUCGGACUGUUGCUGUCAAGUGGAUGCAUCGUCGAUUUCCGUCGUCCUUGGAGGAGUUUCAUGUACGAUACGAGAGCGCUAGCUCCGGUGCUCUCUCCUCAAACAUCUUGUUCGACGUCCUUGAGCUGGCUAUAGAGAAUGGCAUCGAGUGUUGCCUCCCUGCUAUCUACUAUGAAAUCAUUCGACUCCCAAAGAAGGAGUGGGUCAAGGGGUCCGCUCGACCUUCGGGGACCGUGGCCCAUCUGAAGCCCGCCCGUUUGCAAACUUGUAUGUCGGCCUUCGACAGGCUCAUAAAAGCCCAAUUUCAGCCCGGCUACAUCUUCUCUUGGAUGGCCAAACCGCCUCGUCUCGACACCUGCGACAACUUCCCAGUGUGCGUCGAGGAGCGCUUCCACAAACUGCGGAUCUGCAUCAACAACGGCUCUUGCCGCUAUUUUCUUAUGUCGUUCAACGCUCAGGAGUCCAACAUAUUUAGCCAAUGUGCCCCUUGCCAGAAGCAAAUCGGUGAUUUGCUUGUUUCUGGCAGACAAAAGGGAUGGGACGACCUCCCAGGCUUCUUUGACCUUCCUGCCUGGGGCGAGUUGAAGAGCGGCUUGCCUUGA